CUCCCCUCCUUUCUUCUUGCCCUUGACCCCGUCAUAACUCUGUCAGCUGGGCGACUUUGCUCCAUAGCCUCAGACCAUCUUCUCCCGCAUACCACUCGCUACUCUGCCCAACCCACUCCUUCAACCCUGAUAGCGGAAAAAGAACACACGUCAAACAAAAGAACGAAACUUGAUACCCUUGCUCCUUUUUCUUCAAAUACAGCAUACAGCGUAUCCCGACCUCGAUUUUCUUAUACUUUACCAUCCUUUACUGAACCACAUUUUAUUAUCGCAGCCCUUUCAGAAACUACAAAACAUUUUUUUUUGUCCGGAGGAGUUUAGACAAAUAGAAGGAAAAGACCUCUACGAAAGCCCUCUGACACUUUUCGUGAGCCCUCCCUCGGAAUACCCACGCCGCUCGUUACUAUCCCUUCUUUUCCAAUGGGAAUUGUAUACAAGAACUAUCUGCACGUGGAAAGCGGAGGAAAGAUCCUUGUUUGCAACUCGUGCAAGACACACUUUGCCACAUACGAUCACAUCCUUGACAGACGUUUUUACGGCCAAUACGGAAAGGCGUACCUUUUCUCGAAUGUGAUUAAUGUCUAUGCAGGCGAAGCGGAAGAUAGGAAAAUGAGGACAGGGUUACAUACUGUCCAGGACAUCCACUGUGCUGAAUGCUCAACUGUUGUGGGGUGGAAAUACCUUGUAGCAUAUGAGACUGACCAACGUUACAAGGAGGGGCGUUUCAUCCUCGAAAGAACCCUGCUGGAUUACAUUCAAAUGUAAAAUACGCUUCCCAUGGAGCGUUCCUACAUUGUAGCUGCUAAGUGGAUAUUUGACAUUCCCCUCCUCACUUCUCAGUUAACCCAAUUUUUUUUAGAGCCGCAUGAUUGCCAAGAGUCCGCACAAUUGUUUAGUUCUUUCGGUCCAAGGGGUAGUCAAUACUUUUCUUCUUUUCAUCAUUUUCGUCACCUUGAUUUUACAUAGACUCUUUCUGUUCGAUUUUUGUUCCGACAUGACAGCAGCAAUACAUUCGCAUUCACUUAUCUACUAAGAAUCAAACAAACAAAAUAGGAAAGGCUCUAGAAAGGCGAAAUGGAUAAAUGGAUAAGAAAUUUGCCUUUCCUAUGAUAUGUCUUUAGCAAUUAGAUUGCUGUUAAUCUUACCUGCAUCUACUGCUACCAAAACAAUCACACAUCACAGAG
Molecule: messenger RNA, 1184 nt
Organism: Lobosporangium transversale
Lineage: Eukaryota; Fungi; Mortierellomycota; Mortierellomycetes; Mortierellales; Mortierellaceae
Product: Yippee/Mis18
Exons: 4
Coding region: 421-765 (114 amino acids)
Cellular component (GO): ubiquitin ligase complex
Source: RefSeq, a predicted model, not a curated record